Messenger RNA from Esox lucius (northern pike), 3247 nucleotides. RefSeq names its product lysophosphatidic acid receptor 6-like. Gene Ontology annotation, molecular function: lysophosphatidic acid receptor activity. Gene Ontology annotation, cellular component: membrane. The transcript has a single exon. Bases 1575 to 2675 code for a protein of 366 amino acids. Lineage: Eukaryota; Metazoa; Chordata; Actinopteri; Esociformes; Esocidae. The record is from RefSeq and is a predicted model, not a curated record. Gene Ontology annotation, biological process: positive regulation of Rho protein signal transduction; phospholipase C-activating G protein-coupled receptor signaling pathway.
GCCCUGACUAAUAAAGAGUUUCAGAAAGUGGACUGUGCUCCGGACUGGGCAGAGUAGGAUUUCACUGACUCCUUAUCCAGGGUGAGCUGAGUCAACUGAAAAUGCCUGCUAUUUGGGGCAAGUCAAAGAUUUGAAUUUGAUAUCAGAACAUUAAAACCAUUCCAAACAACGCCCAAAAUAUUGAUUGAAUAUAUUUAUCACAAUUAUAUAUGUGAUAAGGGUAAGAAAUUUUAGCUUAACAGGAAAAUAAACGCUAGUCCGAGCCACAAGACAGCCAUGAUCACCGGUUAUUUCAAGCAGAAUUUCCACACAAUAUGUGAGAUACUUCAAUCUCGGGAUAUACAGUGCUGUCAGAGUGGGCAUUAAUAAUUUUUAUAAACCAGACCAAGUAUUUAAUAUUUACAGAAGGCUGGACCCUCCAAAGUUCCUCUUUAAUUAUUCUCUAAUUAUUUGUACCGGUUUUCGUGAACGUAACUCUUCUUUUAUGUGACAGUAAAGUUGGGUGGCGUAGUAUAUUGUUCUGCAUCAGGAAAUUGCAUUUCUGAUGAUUUUAAUUGUAUAAAUGGUUUAGUAGUUUUAUUUGGCGUGAUAAGUUAAAUUGGGUUGCCGUUAUCAAUGAAUGGUGGUUGGAAUUUUAAUUUCCAUGUGUCCAAAUAGGUAAAGGAAAAAAAGACAUUUCCAGAGGUUCUUUCACAUGAACUUAAAAUGGCAAUAGGGUAAUUGUUCAAAAACGCUACUACGUCAACCCCACCCCAACAUACCCAAGUCAACCCCACCCUACCAAGUCAUGUCCAGAAGCAGCAGUCGGAUGUGGGAGGGCCUUGGAGGGGUGGUGGCCAAUUGUUCCCAGUGUGAAAGCAAGCUGUCCCUGAGCUUGAGUAGCUAGUAGAGCCUCAGAAAUGAAGACAUUGUUAUAUCUCUGAACUGAAGACUCCGGUGGCCAGCACCAGCAAACUGCAGUACAGUCUGUUGUUUUGCAAGCAUAGGGUCAGAAGGAGAACCAUGCCCCCAGGUGCUGCAAGAGCAACAUACAGAAAGAGGGCUGCCAGAAGCCAGGAGGGAGUUACCCAGAGGAGCAGCUGCGCCUUCUCUUUGAAACGCUCAGCACACAGAACUCAAGAGAGGCACAUGACUCCCCAUCUAUCACCAGAGCAAGAAACACCACUGCCUCAAGGUGAGAGGGCAUGAAAACGUACACAGGAUUUUGGAAACAAAUGGAUAUAUCUUGCUGUUGCUAAUGGAUUAAAAGAAAGGACUUUAGACAAAAGUGCAGGUAUUUGAGUUACUGGGCUGUCUUGCAAGACAUAUUGAUGGUUGUGCUGGCAUGAGCACAUCUUUGUCAUUACAAAAAUUGGAGUGAGUGAAAGAGAAAGUGUGGGGAACUUUUCAGCUAGUUUUCCCUUAACGGGGAAAGACAAACGCUCAACUGGACAUGAAGUGAUAUUAACACAUUUGUACUCCAGAAAUGAAGGACACUUUGACCGCUAAUCUUUGCAAUGAUCUUGUACAAGUGAUCGCUUUUGAUAAUCAUCAACACUCCCAUCCCCCAAACCCAUCCCAACUCCUCUCGAAAGAUGUAUAAUAGCACUCUAGAAACUGGUAGCAUCAGUACUCUUAUCGUGAGCCAAACCAACAUGAGCUGCAUUAAGAGUGAUGGCUUUAAGUACAGUCUGUACACCUAUGUCUUCAGCACAGUCUUCAUAAUUGGACUGUUGUCCAACAUGGCUGCUGUUUACAUCUUUCUAUGUACGCUGAAGCUACGCAACGAGACCACCACCUACAUGAUGAACCUGGUUGUGUCGGACCUGCUUUUUGUUCUUAGCCUGCCCUUCAGGAUCUUCUACUUCAUCAAGCGGGACUGGCCCUUUGGCAGGAUGCUAUGCCAGCUUUCAGUCUCGGUCUUUUACACCAAUAUGUACGGCAGCAUACUCUUCCUCACAUGCAUCAGCGUGGACCGUUUCCUGGCCAUUGUCCAUCCAUUUCGAUCACAGACACUGCGGACAAAACGGAACGCCAAACUGGCCUGUUGCGCUGUGUGGGUGUUGGUGCUCUCUGGCAGUCUAGCGACAGGAUUCCUCCUGGACACUACUUCACUGAACAGCGAAAGCUCAGAACCUUCAAUCUACUGCUUUGAGAAUUUCUCCAACAACCAGUGGAAGUCCAGCCUGUCCAAAGUAGUUGUGUUUAUUGAGACGGUAGGAUUCUUGAUUCCAUUGUUACUCAACAUUUUCUGUACAGUCUCUGUCCUACUAACACUACGCCAGCCACAAGCCAUCAGCCGAGGGGGCCAGAUCAACAAAACGAAGAUCCUGAGGAUGAUUGUAGUCCAUAUCCUCAUCUUCUGCUUCUGCUUCAUCCCCUAUAACAUCAACCUGGUGUUCUACGCACUGGUCCGCACCAAGCUGCUGAGGGGCUGCGCUGCAGAGUCCGUGGUGAGGACCAUCUACCCGAUUGCCCUCUGCAUCGCGGUCUCAAACUGCUGCUUUGACCCCAUCAUCUACUAUUUCACCUCUGAGACCAUCCAGAACUCCAUCAAACGAAAGUCAAUGGCGGUUUUCAAAGGCAACACACUGUGCGAUGGGCUUCGGACAGACACUCUGCUGAUCCAGAGCACCAAGCAGAGAAUUCUGAACACUCUGACAGACAAUCAAAUGUUUCGUGAGUCCACUGUGUGACAUCAUGAUAGGCCAGUGCAAUAUGACAUCAACAUUUCAGUGAGUCAACUGUUGGGGCAAAACACUCAGAUUAUCUGAAGUAACAUGGGAUAUGGGAGGUCUGCAGUGGACUCUUAAAGGACCCUGGUAGUAGAGGAACAGGAAGCAAACCCUUUUGUGCCAAACCAUCCUUCCAUUAAGUACUGAGUCAUCAUGUCAACAACAUUGCUGGUCAUGAAGAUAAGCUUGCAGAUCUAGAAAACGAGACCUACAGCUAUGGGUUGGAUUUACAAAACAAAUAUGAGUAUUGUUUCUUCACACAUAUGACAUUGCGACACUGUUGUUCCUCUUUCAACAAUUCUACGAUACCAUUCAGUGUUUCACCAAUGACAAAGGACAGUACUGUAUAUUACAUCAUAAUAAAAAGAAAUACCCCUUUGGACCACCACCACCCAACAGCAAUUGUGCCCUGAAUAAAUAUAAGAAAGCAAAACCAGUUUCUCUUUUGUUGAAUCACCUUGAUGGUGGUAAAUAUGUAUGAUAUUAUCCAGUUGGACCUUUGAACAUAAUAAACGGAAAUGUGUAUAAUACCA